Messenger RNA from Trichoderma atroviride IMI 206040, 2236 nucleotides. RefSeq lists its product as uncharacterized. Gene Ontology annotation, biological process: regulation of DNA-templated transcription. NCBI's taxonomy places the organism in Eukaryota, Fungi, Ascomycota, Sordariomycetes, Hypocreales, Hypocreaceae. Gene Ontology annotation, molecular function: zinc ion binding; DNA-binding transcription factor activity, RNA polymerase II-specific. The record is from RefSeq and is a predicted model, not a curated record.
ACACCGGAGCAGGAGCAAAGCACAGCUGUUCUGUUGCUGUCGCAUAAACCCUAUUCGGGUUCUUGUCACAGCCAUCGCGGCCCCGGACAUUUCUGAACAACGAGUAGCGGGGAGCCGAGACACCGCGACAGCAAAGCAUAUCCAUCACCACCAUACUAGUCAACAUACAACCACUCUGCGGCGGCCGCGUGCUCGAGGGUCGGCUACAGCUACUCAAACUUGGCCGUAAACCACCAACACAGACCGAGGUUUUGGGAUUUGAAAGCAGGGCAGGCGAUAAAGAUGGUGGGCGUUCCUGGCAGAUCAAAGGGAUGCGUCACUUGUCGCCGGCGCAAGAAGGGCUGCGAUCAAAACGUCCCGUCGUGUCACCAGUGCAUACGGUCUGGCCUAGAAUGCGGAGGCUAUGAACGCGAUCUUGUGUGGGUCAACAGCACGCCGGAUGAGUCUAACAAAGCUCCAUCGCAAACGCCUCACUUGAAGGGAGCAAUCCCGUCAAGAUCGGUGACUCAACAGCGACCUUGGAGAGUGAUUUACUCAACCAGAGGCGCAAAUAAUAACAACAACAACACCAACAUUACUCUCCACGAUUCGCUCACUCGAUCAGCUCGAGAGGAGCUUUACUUUAGCAAACUAAUCUCCACAGCACUUCCCUACGGUCACCUACUAUCAGCCAGGGCUUCGGAUGUAUUGACAAACGGAUGGGUCUCGGCAGUCAAGGCAUACUAUGACGAAGAGCCGGCUAUUCGAUUUGCUUCGCUGGCAAUGAGCGUGGGCUUUAUGGGUGUUGAUGAGAGAAAAAAGCAAAUCAAACAAUCCAGCCAAAUGACCCUCCAGGGCUUUGAAGCUUACAAUAAGGCUGUUGUCGAAAUGGUCCGGGGAUUGAAGCAUUCAGAGCGGUCCAAGAACAACGGCAUCAUCGUCGCCGCCAGAAUAUUACAGUUUUACGAGCUAUUUUUUGGAAAAGCACCCGACUGGCGCGCUCAUAUAGAGGGCCAGCUGGCUCUCUUUUUGGCCAGAGGCCCGGAAUCUUUUGUAUCUGGUCAAUCGCACCAGCUAUAUGUCGACGGUCGAAUCCUGAUUGUCAUGUUGUCAAUCGGAAGACGAGCCAAAUCCCCGCUUCACACAGACGCUUGGCGAACAAUUCCAUGGCGCGAUAUACCCAAGUCAACCAAAGACAAGCUGAUUGAUAUCCUGGAGGAUGUGCCAUUCAUGCUGAUCGCCUACGACGAACUUCGCGCCUGUCAGGAUCCCGAGCGUUUCGACGAACUGCGCCAUACCGUGAUGCUGAACUGUCACCACAUUGCACUAAGCUUAGAUAUCUGGGAACAGGAAGCCGGGCCGAUUCUCCAGCAGUUCGACUAUACGUUUGCCGGCUCUCCUCUACCCACGCCCAAAGACGACACUGAGUUUGGGCUUGUGUAUAUCUCGGGAUGCUAUUGGGGCGCUCGCCUGAUGCUGUACAGCACCCUUGGGAUGACAUUGGCUCAUUCGGCCGGCGCUGUGAGCCCUGGAGCUGAUAGUAUUCCAUCUCUGGGUGGCGACUCUCCGGCUUCGCCCGCAGGCACGGCAUCGACACCGGCCACCUCGCCGGGGCAGGCGUCGGAAAAGUCCUCCGGGCCAUUCUACACUGCUCCUCCGCCCAGGAUGGAAAACCCGGGCAUCUACGCAAGGAAAAUCGCCCACAUGGUACACCUCUUGUAUGAACCUGCCGCCGGUGCGAUGCAAGGCGCCUCGGGUCUUUUCCCCUUGGCCCUUGCGCUGCGCUACUUUGCAACAACCGAGCCUCCUGGCCAAAGGAGUCCCGAGUCCGAAAUGUUGUAUAAGCUAUAUCGCAAGCCUUUUGUUGGUACCUUUGUUGGACGCUUUCUUAACGAUCUCCAGGGUUCUCAACAAGACGACGAAGCGAAGCGUGAUGUCGAAGCCAAAGCGCAGCGGAAUAUCUUCUGGUAUGCUGUUUUGGGCACUGAAAAUAUUGUGCGCGUGGGAGAGAAGGGGAAAUAAUGGUAUGAUUAUGGGACUUGGAGUUUGGUGAAUCGCAAAGAUGACGCUGGGAAUUCGGCUUUUAUUAAUAUCGUGCUGCACUGAUUGCAACACCAAGUUCACGCCACGCAAAUUUCUCUGAUGGACUCGACUCUGAUUACAUGUAAAUAUGCGGCGUUGUACUGUUUCAAAGGAUAGCUUUUGUGUUUUAUAGCUUGUGCUUAAGGAAUUCAACACUCGCCUAAAGACUGUGUGA